CAGGCUAAGGCAGUUGCCAGUGUAAGCAAUGACUGCACAGGCUAACCUUCCAUAGACACAGAAGCAUCCCUCGUGUGGUGUUGGAAUCCCUCUGUCGCCAUGGCUUCACCUUUAGCUGACUUCCCCCAGGAAGGGAAGCGUGAGCAGAUGAAGCGUUUCCUCGAGGACUGUGUUGGUAUGACUGGCGGUGGCUGGGAUCUCAAGGCGGCGUUAAGCGUGACGGGUUACGAGGCUUUCCCACGGGUUCCAGCCGAGAAGUCACCUUCUUCCCUGUCGGAAUUCGAGAACUUCUCCAUGAAUCUGAGCAUUCUGGAAUCUGGGACCAACGACAAAGACGCUCGCUCUGAAGUUCCGGACGUGGACCCAGGAUACGAUGGGGACAUCAACGUCAAACCUACUGCUUCGCCAAAAUGCUCGGUCUCGGUUCGCUCUCUUGAGAGGAAAGCUUCGGUCGUAUUCUCAGAAGAGGAAGGCUGCAAUCACGACAACGUCCAGUUGAUCCCUGGGGAAGCUGACAGCGUAAUCUCUCAGAAGCUCUCUCGCCGUCCAGCGAGUUCGAGGACGCGAAGGACGAUGCAGUCUCCGCGGUUCAAGCGAGGAAACAGGGCACCCCAGCGGAGGCCUGACGGGUUUACCAGGAGACAGCUACCGCCAAGCUCACCAAACCGAGAUGCCUUCGAUUCUGAUAAGGAAAACUGGCGUGGUGAUGCUGACGAGGACAAGUUUUCAGAGAUUCGAGCACCCUCCUCUGCUCUCAAGACACGGUAUCAAGGGCUGAACAUGAGCCCACGACGGUCACCUACAGACUGGGCUCUUUCUCCGAGCAAGCUUUCAGUCAAAACUCUGAACAAGGCUUGCCGAUCCACUUCUUUCUCGGACUGGCUGUCACGGGAUGUGAAGAAAGAGAGCUUCACCAGCAAGAGUCCUGGGAAUCAAGUUGAUUCAAUCAAGCAGUGGAACUGUGACGUUCAGACCACUAGUGGGUCCAUCUCAUGUGAGUUGUCGCCAAAGAUCCGCUCACCGUCCAGGCUGCAGCAGCAGCUACGUGAAGUAGAGUGGGAAGACAUUCCCACCAACGCUGACCAGGAUCCUUUCAAGCUGAAUGGUGUUCAUGACGAGCAUUUUGACUCACUGGCAAGAGAGAGGCACCGCAGGUACCAAAAGCUUCAGGGUACUGCGUCUAAGCAACUUAUUUCUCGUCCCAAAUCCUCGUUUAACCCCUUCCACCGAGCCUUGAGGCGUGUCAAGAUAGCAGGAUUGAAUGUCACCCGAGAAAUCUCCAACAUCUCAUCAUUCCUCUUCAAGACUCCAAAACUGUUCCGCUCGCGUGGAUGGCAAGCUAUCUAAAGAGAUGGAUAUAUACCGUACUUUCAUUGCUUUAUGGAUGUUGAUAUAGUAAUCGCUCUCAAAUUUGCUGUAAUUAAGCUAUGAUAGCUUGUGGUAGAUGCAGUAAGUACCAUAUCAUUGUU
This is a messenger RNA of Closterium sp. NIES-67, 1469 nucleotides long. Lineage: Eukaryota; Viridiplantae; Streptophyta; Zygnematophyceae; Desmidiales; Closteriaceae. The record is from the annotation of a GenBank genome assembly.